Gastrolobium bilobum is the source of this 871-nucleotide messenger RNA. RefSeq lists its product as uncharacterized. Gene Ontology annotation, molecular function: structural constituent of ribosome. Gene Ontology annotation, cellular component: ribosome; mitochondrial large ribosomal subunit. Bases 94 to 618 code for a protein of 174 amino acids. NCBI's taxonomy places the organism in Eukaryota, Viridiplantae, Streptophyta, Magnoliopsida, Fabales, Fabaceae. The transcript has a single exon. Gene Ontology annotation, biological process: mitochondrial translation. The record is from RefSeq and is a predicted model, not a curated record.
AAAAAAAAAAAAAACUUGUGCAGAGUGGAAGCUUGUGAGAGAUUGUGAGGGUUUUGUGAAGUUGUGAGAGAUUGAAAGUUGCAGAAAAAAAUAAUGGGAAGCAGAUUGGGAAGAAGGGUUGUACAGUUUGCAAACCUACCCAUAAAGCUUCUAAUGCCUAAUUCCUUCACCAACAUCCAAGAAAUCGCUCUCAAGACCAUCCCUUCAGCUACCAAGAUCGAGAUCAAGCGCGUCCUCGAAUCCCUCUAUGGCUUCGAGGUCGAAAAGGUUCGAACUUUGAACAUGGAUGGCAAGAAGAAGAAAAGGGGUGGCUUGUUGAUCGCAAAACCUGACUACAAGAAAGCCUACGUCACCCUCAAGAACCCGCUUUCACUCUCCCCGGAUCUUUACCCGAUCCGAAUCAUCGAAAACGACAAGGAGAAGAUGAAUAAACAGUCCAAGUCCAGCGUCGUCGACGAAUCAGAGACCAAGACCCACUGGCUCGACGACAAGAAGGAGGAUCGCCGGUUCAGCCCAAGACCCACCGGUUCGAACCGUGGACGGUUUGACCGUGCUGAUGGUGCUGCUAAGUUUCCCUGGACCAGCAUGAGGUCUGGUAGUAGUAGUGCUACUAGGUAGUUUUUUUAUUUUUUUUUGGGUAGGUGUUGUUAACCUCUUUGUUCCAUUUGAGCAUGGAAAUGGUGUGAUGGGUUUUAAUCGUUAAGUGGAUUUUGUUGAUUAGUGGUGAUUGUGCUGUUUGCUAAUGAAAUAAAAAAUAAAAAAUAAAAAAAUUGACUUUUGAGAGUGUUGUUUUUGAGUAGCAAAACAAGAAGGACGCAAUUAUACUAGCAAGAUUUUUAUGUGAUUGUUGCUUAUUCUAAGAAGUAAUAUU